GCAGCACUAUUAACUGAUUCAUUUUGAAUAUAAAAAUUUUCCCAUGACAGUUUCCCUUUAAAGAACCACUGGCUCUAAGUUAUUUAAUGUUCUGUUCAGGGUGUCUGACCAGGGUGUCUGAAGUCAGAUAUUUCUUUAAGCAGUUCGGUAGAAACAUAAUGGGCAGUAUAGGUGGCAGAUACAUCUUUUACAAUGUUUUUUUCUUCUAGUUAAGAAAUAAAUAUAUAGAAGUAGAGGUUCAUUUAGGUCAGACUCACUCUACGGUAUGUACCAGUUGUGGUUGGUAGAGAGAGGAAGAGUCAUGUUCCUUCCUGUGCAGCUUGUUAGAAAGUCUGACGGGUUUCCGUUGGUAGCACUAUGAACUGACCACAUCCUGGGGCUUAUUGAUCAGAUUUGGCUCUUUGCAUGGGUGGCCAAAUUCAAUGUAAUACCUUUUUUAUAUUUAAAUCGAUCAAAUAUUAGUUUAAAAUGGCAGAUUGUAGCAUUCCCUUUUAAAUAAUGCAUGUUUGUUAAAUAACACCAGGUUUUGGGUGAAGUUGCCCUUUAACCAGACCUACGUCUUUGUAAUAUAUUUUAUGUAGACAGGAGCUGGUUUCAUUCUCUCUAACAUUGGUGUUCAGUAAAACUGACCUCGUGGCUUCAGGACUUCAAUUUCGGUUCCUUUGGUGACUUUGGGUCUUUUUUGCGGCUUCGGGAAGCUUUUCGCCGAUUCAGGACUUCCGAAGAGGUGGAGAAGCUUCGGCACUGCCAAGGGGCAGCUGUACUGCACUUUUCAAAAUAGCCAGGCCCCCCUUUAGGCCCAGGCCUGGUACAGGACUACCCCAUGUGCCCCCCUGAUGGCGGCCCUGGCUGUAAGUUUUGUGGUCUAUAACAAAAUAUAAUUGUCUAUCCUAACACAGGCUCCCAAAAUGGCAGCCCCCUCUCGUAUGACUAUUGACGCACAGUAAGUGUUGGCUUUAUCUAUUACUGCCUUCUUAAGGAGAUAUACAAAAGAUGAGCCAUAUUCUUCCAUCUAAUUAUUAUGAGAAACUGGUCCUUAAUAAAUGUUUUUAUUGUUUUUUAAGCUAUUGAUGUUGCCAUGGUUCGGAGUGAAACCCCAAUCCCAACAUUGUCCACUGGAGUUUUUCUACUGCUGCUCUUCUAAACUAUUUAAUAGACAGAAUGUAAGGAUUGGCCAACAGGAGCCAAUGUGCUGUAUAACGUUAUUUUUUAUUACAGAAAAAAGUGCACAAAUCUCUGCAGAGAGAUAUAAUGGCAGCAAAGUCCAGGUUCGGGCCAAAAGUCAAGGGCAGGCGGCAGACAGAGUGUAUCAGGAACAGGCCAAAGGUCAAGACAGGCAGAGUACAUGCAAAGUCGAAAAACCAUCUGAGGUCAACAACGGGAGAUCAAUAUCAAAGGAACAAGGACCAGACAGGAACAGGACAUGAACAAGACAAGAUUACCAGAUUCAGGAGCAGGAACAAGAACAGGAACCAAAUUGCCACAACAUGAGGCUUGGAAUUAGCAGGAAGACCAAUAAUCCAGCAAUGGGGUGUCUGGGAAUAGUCUUAAAUAACCCUCAAAGGAGCAUUUGCCCUCAGUUGGAGAGAGGGCGUGGACUAGGAACAACUGACACAAUAUUCAGCAAAACAAAAGGCAUCCGGUCAGAGUCAGGCUGUCACAAUACUGCCUCCUGUGGCUCAAGCAGAAGGGGCAGUGUCUGGAACAUAACAGGUCCCUGGUUUGAAACCAGGGAGUUUCUGACACUGGCCACACCCUGUACUGCAGUGAGUGUUAGCAGAUGAGGUGGUCUGCAGUGAGAAUGGGUAAAAAUGGCAUGGCAAUGGGUUACAUAUGUAAAUUGUAUAGGGUAAAGGAUCUAGUGGCUGGUUGGCAUAAGAAAACCUUUACACCAAGACAAUGCUGCAGUCACAAUCUUGCUUAUACAUGUCGGGGUUGGGUUUAUAUGAUGCAUAAAACUCAACAAAACAGGUAUACAGCUGUAUAAGCAUGCAACGUAAUGGAUUUGGUUAAAAAUUGUAUAUUCAUGCAUUCUACAUUUCAAGUAUUAAGGAAUUUUCUGAACAUUUGAUGUUGUGACUGACACCUUGCAAUGUUUGGUCUGAUUCAGUAGGCAGAAUAAUGAUGGCAUACAAGCAUGUGGUCGGCAUCUUUUCACAAGAUACUCGGGAUGAGUUUGAUUGGCUAAUCCCUUUCCUCCUGACCAUACCUGGAGUGAAUGACGUUCGAACUAUACAUAUCACCAACACCAACUAUAUGGAGGUUAUGGACGAGGCCUAUAAGUGCACCUUUGCCAUCCUGUACCAUUCCAUGAAAAGAGGAAGGAUAAAUGUAGCCGACGUGACAGACGCUCUCUAUGACAAAGAACUGGACGAUUUGUCUCGUUGUCUAGGAAGAGAUGGGGUCAUUGUAGUGAUAGAUGAUGUGGAGGACAGCUGUUUGGAGGCCAAGAACAAUAUCCUGCAGAAGCAGCCGAGCAUUGGGAGACUGACCAUAGAACUCUACCUCUUCGGUGACCAGGACAAGAAUUAUCAAGGAGAAGCAUCAAAUUUCACUGGAAACAAAUUGGUUCAUAUGAAGAGGUUAAUAAGUGGGAAAAUCAACAAGGACCAUCGUCCUGAAACCUCAGUAAACAACUAUGUCCAGUAUCCGGCUGACAGAAGAAUUUCCCUCCAGAGAAUCAAUGAGGUACGAAAGCAUGUGCUUAGAGCAAGACUUUUCUAUCAGAUCACUAACUUGUCCAAGAGAGGGGAUCAAUAUCAUCAGCACAAGAGCCUGGUGGACCCUAGACUAUCCAAUCUAAGCAAUGGCCUUGUGAAACCAUUAGAAUACUAUAACAUCUCACCAGCAGAAGAUCAUGGCACUCUGAAACACGCUUGUAUCGUUCUCUUUGGAAUUUGCAUAAUUGUUAUAAUCAUUCUGGGUGUUACUCUAGAGAGGAGAGGAGUAGAGAGGAGAGGAGAACGUUACUCUAAUACUCUCACCCGUAAGCAUUAAGACCUUCUCUCCAUGAACCCAGAGAAGGUCCUUUCCAGCGCUUGGAACAGAACCCUCCUUCCUGAAUGUGAUAUAUAUCUCUAAACCUCACGCACUUCAUCCUGUAGACUAAACAUUGAACCUUGGAAACACAAUUCUCUAUUGUAACCAAACCAACUGCUUAUUAGAAAUCCCAUGUUCCCAUAUUGCUUGGCAAGUAGGUUUGUUUUUUUUGAUGCAUGGCUCAAUAAAAUGUUUGUUUGGGUGAA
Messenger RNA from Xenopus laevis (African clawed frog), 3245 nucleotides. RefSeq lists its product as uncharacterized. The transcript has 6 exons. NCBI's taxonomy places the organism in Eukaryota, Metazoa, Chordata, Amphibia, Anura, Pipidae. The record is from RefSeq and is a predicted model, not a curated record. The coding region runs from base 2122 to 2997 and encodes 291 amino acids.